AUGGCUAACACUACUGGAGUUGUUAAUGCUGAUAACAAUAGUAGUGUGAUAGUCGUCCAAUUUAAUCCUGCAUCACAAUUGUCAAUAAAAUUACAAGGCAGCAAAAACUUUGCAGCGUGGAAGUGUCAAUCUUAUAUUUGCUCUUUGGUUUCGUCAAGAUCAACUCAUCAAAACGCACUUAUGACAUCUGUUGAUCCAACAAUUGCCACUGAUGCUGCAGCUGCUGAUUUAACAAAAAAUCUGACGAACUCUCUACUGCUAGUGCCCAUUACAAACUCUAAGGUCAUUGUUAAGAUCCUGAGUGGUCUGGGACUAGAGUUUCGUGAGAUUUCUACUGCAAUUCAUGCUUGUGACUCCACUAUUACGUAUGAAGAACUCUAUGAGAAGCUUCUUUAUUAUGAGCUUUUCCUUAGACAUAAAGAGUCAAAGAAAGCUCUUAGCCACAUUAUUGUUGUUGUUGCUACAUUCAACAAAUCUGGAAACUCGAACAAUUGCAACAAUCGUUGCUCCAACAAUAAUAAUGGCAGCAACCAACGAGAUACAACAAUCUACUUAAUUCAAAAAAUCAGUGGCGAUCUUCGAACACCAAUAACUCUUUUGAUGGAAUUCGCUGCCAGUUGUGCAACCAACCAGGUCAUGUUGUAA
Molecule: messenger RNA, 645 nt
Organism: Nicotiana tabacum (common tobacco)
Lineage: Eukaryota; Viridiplantae; Streptophyta; Magnoliopsida; Solanales; Solanaceae
Source: RefSeq, a predicted model, not a curated record